This is a messenger RNA of Pieris brassicae (large cabbage white), 1087 nucleotides long. Its product is annotated as ionotropic receptor 75a-like. Gene Ontology annotation, molecular function: ligand-gated monoatomic ion channel activity. The transcript has 7 exons. The record is from RefSeq and is a predicted model, not a curated record. Gene Ontology annotation, cellular component: membrane. The coding region runs from base 47 to 1087 and encodes 346 amino acids. Lineage: Eukaryota; Metazoa; Arthropoda; Insecta; Lepidoptera; Pieridae.
UGUUACAUCUCUACGUCGAAAAAAUUUAGGACUAAAUACGAUUAAUAUGUGUUUUGUGCUAACAGACAACGACAGUGUUCAUCACCUAACGGAUGGAGAGAAUGAUCACAUUGAUACAAUUACUAAAGUUAACUUUCCAACUAUGAAUCAUCUAUUGGAUUAUUUAAAUGCCAGCAAGAAUUAUAUAUUUACUGAUACAUGGGGAUAUAAAAAUAAUAAUUCCUGGAAUGGUAUGACUGGAUACUUGGUCAGAGGCGAAGUUGAUAUCGGAGGUUCUCCAAUGUUCUUUACGAGCCAGCGUAUGUCCGUGGUUGAAUACAUAUCCAGUCCGACUCCAACUCGAUCGAUGUUUGUUUUUCGACAGCCAAAGUUAUCAUACGAAAAUAAUCUCUUUUUAUUAUCCUUUCAUAAAUAUCUAUGGUACGGUUCUGUUUCUUUGUUAGCAAUUCUAUUUAUUGCUUUGUUCUUCAUUACGUUUUGGGAGUGGAAGAAGAUACGCCUGGAAAAUUCAAUGAUUUUUCAGAGCGUGGAUUCCACCGUACUCCGUCCAAAUGUAUCAGACAUUGCAAUUUUGAUAUUUGCAGCAACUUGUCAACAAGGUAGCCAUACAGAACUAAAAGGAUCCCUCGGCCGUAUUGUCUUACUGCUGCUUUUUAUAUCCUUAACAUUCCUUUACACAUCGUAUUCAGCCAACAUCGUUGCCCUGCUGCAGUCCAGCUCCUCACAGAUAAGGAGUUUGGACGACUUAUUGCAUUCCAGACUUAGUUUCGGCGUGCAUGACACUGUUUUCAACAGAUACUAUUUUUCGAUAGAGACCGAACCUAUUCGAAAGGCGAUAUAUGAAACAAAAAUUACGCCAUCUGGUGGUAAAACACGUUUCAUGACGAUGGAUGAAGGAAUAAAGAAAAUGCAGAUGGGCCUUUUCGCCUUCCAUAUGGAAACCGGUGUAGGUUACAAGUUCGUGAGCAAAUAUUUUCAAGAAGGUGAAAAAUGCGGCCUCAAAGAGAUCCAAUAUUUACAAGUGAUCGAUCCUUGGCUUGCAGUCCAAAAGGAUACGCCUUAUAUGGAGUUGUUUAAAAUUGGGUAA